This is a messenger RNA of Hemicordylus capensis (graceful crag lizard), 2338 nucleotides long. Its product is annotated as disintegrin and metalloproteinase domain-containing protein 9-like. The transcript has 2 exons. The coding region runs from base 319 to 2238 and encodes 639 amino acids. Gene Ontology annotation, biological process: male gonad development; proteolysis. Gene Ontology annotation, molecular function: metalloendopeptidase activity. The record is from RefSeq and is a predicted model, not a curated record. Lineage: Eukaryota; Metazoa; Chordata; Lepidosauria; Squamata; Cordylidae. Gene Ontology annotation, cellular component: external side of plasma membrane; sperm head plasma membrane; plasma membrane.
UGUUCCGUUCCAAGGAGGCAUUUCAAGCUCUCUGCAGUUUCUCUCCCGGUCAUCUUUGAAGUUCUGCAGACCAUCAGAGUUUCCCCUUCCCUUCCUUUGCAUUACAGCCCACACACACCUCCAGGUUAUGCUUCCUAUGAAGUCAUCAUCCCAAAGCAACUAUCCUCAAAGGCAGGCAGAGUUGCCAGGCAUGAAAAAUCCUACAUCAUCAAGGCGGAAGGUAAGAACUAUAUCGUUCACUUAAAGCAGAAAGCAGUCCUCCUAAAAAGAAUCCCAGUCUUUACGUACGGCGACAAGUUACAGGUGAGCUAUCAUAAGAUGCAAGGUGACUGCUACUACCGCGGUUAUGUGGAAGGGGCCUCGGAGUCUUUGGUGACCCUCAACACUUGCGCGGGACUCAGGGGUCUUCUUCAAAUUGAGAGCUUAAUGUACAACAUUGAGCCUGUGGAGGACUCCUCUACCUUCCAGCAUGUUCUUUAUCGCUCAAAGGAAGACGAUCCCAAUUCGAGAACGUGUUGGCUAAAUGGUACGGAGAUACCUACUCUGGUGGCUGAAUCCAUACGAGACCAUAUUUCACGGAAACAGGACACUUAUCCUGGGGAACACUCAAAGUACCUGGAGCUUUUCAUACAAGUAGAAGUACAGUUGUAUCGGCAUUAUUCCGACAAUGUGCUUACCACCACCCAACGCAUGGUACAACUCAGUCAAAUGGUGGAUGACAUGUUUUCUGCUCUUGGUCUUCGUAUCCUCCUAGUGGGGCUUGGGAUCCGGACAGACCAGAACUUAGCUCCAGUUACUAGCUUUGUGGACGGCCUGUUAGCCUUUAACGAGUGGCGAAUCAGGAAAGUGGUCCCUCGAUUGCCGCACGAUGCAGCUUUGCUCUUAGCUUAUCACCGUAAAGGACCCCUUCUUGUGACACGCUCGUUAUUUGGGACUCUCUGUGAUGUGAAACGUGCACUGGCCUUUGUCUCAAUCAGGAAUAUGCCGUUGGAGGUGUUCACGAUUGCUGUUGCACAUGAGUUGGGGCAUGUCAUUGGCAUUCCAGACGACCGAUCCCAGAGCUGCUGUUGUGCACCCAACCUGAAUUGUAUUAUGGCUUCUGAAGGCCCUUUUGGUAAGAAGCCGCUUUUCAGCAGCUGUUCCGCAGCGAGUUAUGUGGGAGUCAUCUCGUCAGGGAAGGCCCUAUGCCUGAACAACAUCCCGCGGAUCACAAAAACCUUGACACAGCAUUCUUGUGGGAAUGGCAUUGUAGAUGAAGGAGAAGAGUGCGAUUGUGGGGACAUAUUUUUGUGUAACCGAAGGGCGUGUUGCCUAAAGAAUUGCAGACUGGCGCCCAGGGCUGUGUGUACUACCGAGCCGUGUUGCAAACACUGCAAGGCGGCAACCACAGGAACGGUGUGUCGGAAGAGUACCAAUGAAUGUGACCUCCCCGAGUACUGCAAUGGAACAUCCCUGGAAUGCCCACCAGAUGUUGCCGUGCAGGAUGGAACACCGUGCAGGGAUGAUGGAUACUGCUAUGCCGGGACCUGCUCAACCCCCACGCUGCAGUGCCAGAAGAUUUUUGGGAAGGAAUCUCAAGGUGCUCCCUUCUCUUGCUUUGAGAAGGUAAAUUCAAUAGGGGAUCGUUUCGGCAACUGUGGUGGUGGAGGAGGAGGGCACGGGCUACUGAGCAGCUUCCAGAAAUGUGAACCUGAACAUCUAUUGUGUGGACGGGUGCAGUGCACCAGUGUCAAGAGGUUACCCGAUUUGGACGACAACGUGACGAUCGUUCAGACACCCGCAGGCAAUGCCCGCUGCUGGGGAUUAGGUUUCCCUUCUGGCAUUCCUCUGACGGACAUGGGUGCCGUGGACGAAGGAUCCCCCUGCGGCCACCACAGAAUUUGUGUUAACCGGAUGUGUCUCCAAAUAUCGGACUUGGUGCCCUCCAACAUCACCUGUGACCCUCUCGUUAAUUGCUCUGGGAGAGGGGUUUGCAAUUCCAAGCAUAACUGCCACUGUGCCUAUGGCUGGGCACCCCCAAAGUGUCUCUCCCCUGGCUAUGGGGGAAGCAUUGACAGUGGACCUGCCCCAUGGUCCGUAUCCUAUAGCUAUGCAACCUUGGCGGUUGAAAUUCUAGUUGCUGUGUCUGUUGGCUUUGUUUUAGGAGGUUUUGCCAUACUUCUCAGAAGAUCUGUGUGGACCAGGUCUGCGAUCCAUCAGGAAAGUCAAAGCACACAUGCUAACAUCAGCAUCUCUUGAGUCAAGUGAUGCAACCUUGAGAGGGAAACCACUGGAGAAAAUGGCACUGCUCAUUGGAGAAAGAGUGGUGGAUAUAAAUACAAUACUAAGAAUAUAGAAA